ACUCCCUGGUCUGGCCCCUCAUCCCCCAGGGCUCGUUCCCUGCGAGUUACCGGUGGCGCGGGGACCCCCAGGACGGGGUGCAGUUCCCCCUGGACUACAACUACUCGGCCUUCCUCCUGGUGGACGAUGGCACCCACGGCCGCCUGGGCGGCGAGAACCGCUUCCGCCUGCGCUUCGAGUCCUACAUCGCCCAGCAGAAGACGGGCGUGGGAGGGACUGGCAUUGACAUCCCUGUCCUCCUCCUCCUGAUUGAUGGGAAUGAGAAGAUGUUGAAGCGGAUAGAGAACGCCACCCAGGCCCAGCUCCCCUGCCUCCUGGUGGCCGGGUCCGGGGGCGCUGCGGACUGCCUGGCGGAGAUCCUGGAAGACACUCUGGCUCCAGGGAGUGGAGGGGGCAGGCGAGGGGAUGCCCGAGAUCGGAUUAGGCGUUUCUUCCCCAAAGGGGACCCCGAAGUCCUGCAGGCCCAGGUGGAGCGGAUCAUGACCCGGAAGGAGCUGCUGACAGUCUAUUCCUCUGAGGACGGCCCUGAGGAAUUCGAGACCAUUGUUUUGAGGGCUCUUGUCAAGGGUAAGACUUGAACCCCCAAAUUCCUC
This is a messenger RNA of Myotis lucifugus (little brown bat), 593 nucleotides long. Its product is annotated as transient receptor potential cation channel subfamily M member 4-like. Gene Ontology annotation, molecular function: calcium-activated cation channel activity; ligand-gated calcium channel activity. NCBI's taxonomy places the organism in Eukaryota, Metazoa, Chordata, Mammalia, Chiroptera, Vespertilionidae. Gene Ontology annotation, biological process: calcium ion transmembrane transport. The record is from RefSeq and is a predicted model, not a curated record. The transcript is spliced from 4 exons. The annotation marks the transcript as partial.